Molecule: messenger RNA, 3524 nt
Organism: Callorhinchus milii (elephant shark)
Lineage: Eukaryota; Metazoa; Chordata; Chondrichthyes; Chimaeriformes; Callorhinchidae
Product: N-acetyl-beta-glucosaminyl-glycoprotein 4-beta-N-acetylgalactosaminyltransferase 1
Cellular component (GO): Golgi cisterna membrane
Molecular function (GO): acetylgalactosaminyltransferase activity
Source: RefSeq, a predicted model, not a curated record
CAUAUCUCUAUCUCCCCACCGCCCCCCACCACCUCCCCCGCUGUGCCGGGAAGAUGGCCCGGGGGGCCGUACGCUGACAGGAUGUGGCGUUUCCCCCUGAAGAAGAUCCGCAAACAGCUGAAGCUGCUGCUGCUCCUGGUGCUGCUCACCUUUGGCAUCUGGUUCACGUACCUGCACAUGGCGGUGCUGAAGGGCGGGCGGGCCCUCCGUCUGCACUUCCCCCACACUCGCGAUGCGGAGAAGCCGAGCGAUGCCACUGAUCCCGGCCGGAGCGGGGGCUCAUUCCGAGGGGGGUCGCACCCGAGGGUGCCACGUGACCCCAAUGACAGCCAGGAGGACGAGCAGAUGACCGAUGACCUGAGCAAGUACGACAAGACGUUCCCUGACGGGACAGGCGGGCGACUGAGACUACCUUUGAACCUGACCCAGAUAAGUUCACAGUGGAAACCAGAGUACAGAGGCCAGGUCAACCUCCACGUCUUCGAGGAUUGGUGUGGCGCCUCCAUUAAUCAGCUUCGGAAGAACAUCCACUUCCCCCUGUAUCCUCACACUCGGACCUCUGUGAAUAAAAUCGCUGUGGCUCCGAAAUGGAAAAACUACGGGCUUCGGAUAUUUGGCUACAUUCAUCCUUACAAAGAUGGCGAUUUCCAGUUUGCGAUAGCAUCUGACGAUAACUCUGAGCUAUGGCUGAGUCCGGAUGAGGUGCCUGCGAAUGCCAGACUAUUGGUCCGAGUGGGCAAGCUCGGCACGGAAUGGGCAGCUCCCGGCGAGUUUACCAAGUUCCGGUCCCAGGUCUCCAACCCGAUCCAUAUGAUCGCCACAAAGAGGUACUACUUCGAGGCCCUUCACAAGCAGGACGACAAGGGAUCGGAUCACGUGGAAGUCGGGUGGCGGCUGUUUCUGCCAGGGCUGAAGUUCGAGGUGAUCGAUUCUCUGCACAUUUCUCUCUAUGCAGAUGAAUCGUCUCUCAAGAUGAACCGGGUGGAUCACAUCCCGCAGACGCUGGCCAGCCACUCGGGAGGUCGCCUGAUGCUACAGAGGGAGCUGCACGCAGCAGACAUGCUCAAACCAGACCCCAGGGACACUUUCUUCCUCACUCCUGCGAUCGCCCCCUCCCGGAUUGCUAACCUUCUCCCCCCGUGCUCGUACCUGCCAACCUACGUGGUGAAGGAUUUUCCCAUCGCCCGCUACCAGGGGCUGCAGUUUGUCUAUCUCUCCUUUGUUUAUCCCAACGACUUCACCCGCCUCACUCACAUGGAGACAGAGAACAAAUGCUUUUACCGGGAGAGUCCCAUGUAUUUGGAAAGGUUCGGAUUCUACAAGUACAUGAAGAUGGACGAGGAGGAGAACCGGCCAUUCUGGUUUGAUAACCCAGAGGAUUUCCCCGAAGAGGCCGAAGGUAUUGACAUGGACCCAGUGACGGGCCGUGACCGCGGUCAUUUGCCGAGGAGGAAGGCCAUCAGUGCCGGUCAGCGUGCGAACAACAACCAGGCCCUGGGGCCUCCGGUCACUAGGAGGAAGGUCCCGCCACCACGGCCGGCCAAGGAGGACAGAUAUACCGAGGACCCCCCCGGUGGGAAGAGGAAGGUGACGGCGGAGGGGCUGCAGCGUAAGGCCUCCAGUCCGGUCGCUCCGGGCAGCUCCCCAACAGUGGGGGGGUUCGGUGAGGCCGAGGGCAGGCGUGGACGCUCGCUGGCUUGGGCCAAGCUCAGACCCGGGGAGCUGAGCAGGAGGCCAGGCCGGGCUGGGAGGAGCCUGCAGCCCCGGCUCUCUGUCCCGGUCGUGCCCGGCAAAGCCAAGAGCCUCCUGAGCAAAGCCGCUCAUCGUCGGGCAGCCGGGCCUAAGAGGCCGGCGGGUGGAAAAGAGGUACGUGACCCCACCACCAGGCCUCCCGAGCGGAUGAGGGCCAGGGUGAGAACCAGGGUGAGGGAGAGGUUGCUCUCCCCCGGCGUGCACCCGGACAAGCGGACUAGGCCGAGCACGAGGAGGAUGGAGGAGAAGAAGAGACCGGGCCUAGGUCACAAGGCCCCCCCGCUCGGCAGUGAAACCUUGGAGGCUGAGGAGGGCAGGAGGAGGCGGCAGGACAAGCACCGGGGCCCCGGGGCAGGGAGAGAGGCCAAGCUGGAAGGCUCUGAACGGAGGGUCGAGCAGCCUAGCAGGGACAGAGCCUCAGUGAGCCCACGAGGGAGCAAGCCCACGCGGGGCUCUGAGCGGUACAGCCUGGCCUACUGGAAAGCCGGAGAGCCCGGGAGGCCCGUCGAGCCCACAGGGGGGGAGGAGGAGGAGGAGGGGGUCCCAGACUACAGCUACGAGGACACCGAGCCCCGGCCCCCAUGGGCUGAGGAGGCCGUGAAUUGGCAGCGGACCUUCAGCGUGGGCUCCGUGGACUUCGAGUUGCUGCGCUCGGACUGGAACGACCUGCGCUGCAACGUGUCGGGGAACCUGCAGCUGGCGGAGAGCGAGGUGGUGGAGGUGCUGGCGCAGUACAUGGAGAGGCUGAAUGCCAGGAGCGGAGGGAUGUACACACUCCUACGGAUCAUUAACAUGGAGAAGCGCAGAGACUCUGCUCGGGGUAACAGGUACCUGAUCGAGGUGGAGCUGAUGGAGAGGGGGCAGCGGGUGGUGAGGGUCUCACAGUACAUCUACCUGUUGCUGCACAGAACAAAGCAGGACGAGGGCAUCGAGGCCAACCAGGGGACCCCGGAGUUUGAAGUGAAGGAGCCCAGUGCACCCAGCGUCCCGUACAGCAAACCCGUCCUCUGCCAGCCCAUCGGGCUCCAAUGGAGAGAUGACGUCAUGGUCCACUUUGUGGUUCCAGUGAAGAACCAGGCACGGUGGGUGCAGCAGUUCAUUACGGAUAUGGAGCACCUUUAUAAAGCAACCAAGGACGAAAGCUUCAACAUCAUCAUCAUCGACUUCGAGAGCGGAGACAUGGACGUGGAGCAGGCUUUGAAGGCGAGCAGUGUCCCUCGUUACCAGUACCUGAAACGUUCGGGGAGCUUUGAGCGAUCGGCCGGACUUCAGGCUGGAGCAGAUCUGAUAGAGGACAGUCACACCAUCCUCUUCCUGUGUGACCUGCACAUCCACUUCCCCAUCAGCAUCCUGGACAACAUCAGGAAGCAUUGUCUCGAGGGCAGGUUGGCGUACGCUCCCAUUGUCAUGCGGCUGGGCUGCGGCAGCUCUCCCAGCGAGCCUGACGGAUACUGGGAGGUAAACGGUUUCGGACUCUUCGGAAUCUUCAAAAGUGAUUUCGAUAAGGUGGGAGGGAUGAACACUGAGGAAUUCCGGGAUCGAUGGGGCGGAGAAGACUGGGAGCUGCUGGACAGGGUGCUGCAGAGCGGGCUGGAGGUCGAGCGUUUGCGGCUACGGAAUUUCUACCAUUACUACCACUCCAAGCGGGGGAUGUGGGACUCCCAGACAACGGACACCACCAAGGGGGCCAGCGAGCGCUGAGGGCAGGCAGGCGGAUUGGCCCUCCCUCCCUCCUCCGUCCGACUUAACCGUCAAAACCAGCUGGAGUGCAA